Messenger RNA from Coccinella septempunctata (seven-spotted ladybird), 634 nucleotides. RefSeq names its product ubiquitin-40S ribosomal protein S27a (gene RpS27A). Gene Ontology annotation, biological process: protein ubiquitination; translation; modification-dependent protein catabolic process. Bases 124 to 588 code for a protein of 154 amino acids. Gene Ontology annotation, cellular component: ribosome; cytoplasm; nucleus. Gene Ontology annotation, molecular function: ubiquitin protein ligase binding; protein tag activity; structural constituent of ribosome. The record is from RefSeq and is a predicted model, not a curated record. Lineage: Eukaryota; Metazoa; Arthropoda; Insecta; Coleoptera; Coccinellidae. The transcript is spliced from 3 exons.
CGUAAGGUUUCUAUGGUCGCAAAUAAAUUUUAUUUGGACAUUCCGGCAGCACAUCCUUUCUGUCAAAAGGUAGCCAUAGUUGACUCGUGUUUAGUAUGCUUGUGUGAAAGUUAGGUCGGAAUCAUGCAGAUUUUCGUGAAAACCUUAACUGGCAAGACCAUCACUCUUGAGGUCGAACCAUCAGACACAAUCGAAAAUGUUAAAGCCAAGAUUCAAGACAAAGAGGGAAUCCCUCCAGAUCAACAGAGGUUGAUCUUUGCUGGUAAACAGUUGGAAGAUGGCCGUACCCUAUCGGACUACAACAUCCAGAAAGAAUCAACUUUGCACUUGGUCCUCAGAUUGAGAGGAGGUGCGAAGAAACGUAAGAAGAAGAAUUACUCCACCCCCAAAAAAAUCAAACAUAAGAAGAAGAAGGUCAAGAUGGCCGUACUCAAUUAUUACAAAGUUGAUGAUAGUGGAAAGAUCCACCGAUUGAGGAGGGAAUGCCCAAGUGAGACAUGCGGUGCUGGUGUCUUCAUGGCAGCCAUGGAGGACAGGCAUUACUGCGGAAAGUGUGGAUACACACUUGUUUUCUCUAAGCCAGAAUGAGGUGUAUUGGCUUGUUAAAUAAUAUUUCAAUAAAUUGAUAAGUCCA